Messenger RNA from Uloborus diversus, 573 nucleotides. RefSeq lists its product as uncharacterized. Bases 76 to 402 code for a protein of 108 amino acids. Lineage: Eukaryota; Metazoa; Arthropoda; Arachnida; Araneae; Uloboridae. Gene Ontology annotation, molecular function: corazonin receptor binding. The record is from RefSeq and is a predicted model, not a curated record. Gene Ontology annotation, biological process: positive regulation of heart contraction. The transcript has 4 exons.
GUAAAUUCAGAGAUAGACUGAGAACUCUUCACCGGGGGUCAUCAAAAGCAUCUCGUCUCAUUGCAGGAGGUUAUCAUGUUGGGGAUGAAGAAAGCCACGGCCGUCACAAUGCUAGUUGUCUUGCAACUGGCUCUGUCGACGGCAGGACAGACGUAUCAAUACAGCAGAGGCUGGACGAAUGGAAGGAAGAGGUCUCACGAAGUAGCACGAAAACUUCGACAGCAUCCUCUGGCUUUCCCGUCCAGAGACGACAACGACAUUGAUGCCCAGGAUUUCCCGAAAUGGUUACUUCUUCCACAAGAACACUUUCGAAGGGAACUUCAACUAGCUUUAUGGAGACUACACAAACUACAAAAUCGUCCUGACUUUGACGAUGGAAUAUUUAAAGAGCAAAUGCACUGAGAAAAUGGAAGCUGCAGAAUCCUGAAGCUUUGAAGGAUUUUUUAAGAUAACAGUUUUUAAAAAGCUGUAAAAAUAUUUCUGAAUAAGAAAUUCUUUUCUUGCAUGAUUAUAACUGUGGGAUAUGGUACUAACACUUAAUUCAAAUAUUUGUAAAACUGAAAAUAAAGGACU